Messenger RNA from Naegleria lovaniensis, 1035 nucleotides. RefSeq lists its product as uncharacterized. Gene Ontology annotation, molecular function: RNA binding; pseudouridine synthase activity. The coding region runs from base 1 to 1035 and encodes 344 amino acids. Lineage: Eukaryota; Heterolobosea; Eutetramitea; Acrasida; Naegleriidae. The record is from RefSeq and is a predicted model, not a curated record. The transcript has a single exon. Gene Ontology annotation, biological process: pseudouridine synthesis.
AUGGCAAGUAAUCACAAACGAAUCACACCACCAUCCAGUUCCGAAUCGUCUUCAUCGGAAUUGAAUGAAUCGUUUACAACUGAAAGCUCAGAAGUAGGCUGCAAAAAAUUAAAAACAAAUCCGAUUGAUGAAAAAGAAGCAACCUCUCAACUCGACAAUAAUCAAGUAUCAUAUAUUGGAAGAAAUGAAAUUUUACAACAAAUAGAAAAUAAUAGUUUUAAAAUUCCGUACAUUUACAAAGAUGUGGAUGUGAUAGUAAUUGAUAAACCCUAUGACUUGCACAUUGAUGGAAAUUAUACACUCACUGUCGAAAAACUUGUAAAUACACAAUAUCCAGAAAUGGAAAACCCUCCUGCAGAAAAUAUAGCACAACCAAAACGAGGAUUCACACCAUCGAAACGAAAGUUGAAAUUUUGUCACCAAUUAGAUUAUGCAACUUCAGGAAUUUUAUGUUUAGCGUUUACUCGAUCGAGUUGUGCAAGAAUUUCACAAUGUUUUCAACAACGUACUGCCAAAAAGAAAUAUUUGGCAGUUGUCAGAGGCCAUAUAGAAUCAGAGUCAAGUUUUGAUCUUACUUCUUGGAUCGAGGAAGAUCCAACAGACGAAAACAAAUUUAAAAUGAGAAAUUACUUUAAGGGACCUCAAAAAACUCCCAUUGGAGAGUUCAAUACAGAUGAGGAGAAAAAGGCAGCCUCCAUGAGCAAGGAGUCAUCCACACAUGCGCAAGUGUUAAAGACAGGAUUUUACCACGUUGGUGGAAUGAAAAAAGAUGAUUCCUCAGAAAUAAUACAACAAAAAAUUCCUGUCACAAAAGUGUUAUUAACUCCAAGCACUGGGAGACGUCAUCAAUUAAGACUUCACAUGCAGCUUUAUGGAACUCCAAUUCUGGGUGAUGGUACGUAUGGCAACAAUGAAGAUGGUAUUCAUCGAAUGAUGCUUCAUGCAUGGUCCUUAACACUACCAGGAGUGUUAGAUCAAGAAUUGGUCACGAGUGAUCCAUUUGAAGAUGCCAAUUAUUUCCAAUGGAGAGAAUAA